Molecule: messenger RNA, 2087 nt
Organism: Ruditapes philippinarum (Manila clam)
Lineage: Eukaryota; Metazoa; Mollusca; Bivalvia; Venerida; Veneridae
Exons: 2
Coding region: 131-727 (198 amino acids)
Source: RefSeq, a predicted model, not a curated record
AUUGAAAUUCAUAAAACCGAACUAUUUUGGUGUAUUUUGAACUUAAUUGCAUUACAGUGUUGUAAAGAUAUUGAUUAAUAAAUAGGUAAAGGACUUUAAGGUGUUAAAUCAGUUUUAAUUUAAAUACAACAUGACAUGUGUACUAUCAAUGAGCCUAUUGUAUCAGAACCAAUACAAAGAUAAUGCCACAGAUUUACAAAACAAGGCGUUUAAAUAUUUAGAUUUUAACUGGAAUGUAAACGGUUGCCAACAUUCUGGUAUUCUUAGGAAACAGACUCAUUGUAGCAAAUGUCACAUUGAUACAGACAAAGGUUCAUCGAAAAUGUGUCAGUUGGAAAUUUCAAAUGAAAUCUUAGAAAAUGUUAAAUACGUUCAGCACAUUGUGCCCUCGCAAAUUAUGUAUGGAUCAAAAUAUAAUACACAGAUUAUUAAUGAAAAUGAUUUAACUCGCACGUCCGACAUGUGCAUCAGGUCUGAUAACGAAUUGGGUAAAUUUGAGUUUACAAAAAUCGGAGUGAAGCGAAAGGCUGACACAGAACAUUGUGUUGAAGAGUACAUUCCCCCAAAGCGAGUGUCUCCAUUCUUAAACACACCAAAGGAAAAGAAAGACGAACGGAAGAACGUUUUAAACAUUUCUAUGAAAAAAAAAGAGCUUGACGACCCUGAGAUCUUUCUCCGAAGAAGUGUUCUUAUUAAUAAUUUGACGGAAUGUUUGCAAACGGAGUAACGACAAGAAAAACAAAGCAGUUGGAAGUUAAGCUCAACUAAAAGAAAGUGUCUCAGUGAUUACAAAGUGCUCAAUAACAGUUGUCUGUCAGACACUUAUUUAGAUGACGAUCCAUACCUUAGUGGUUUACAUGAAGCAAUUACUGACGACAUGACAGACACCCUAAUCAAUAAUGUGUUAAAUGAUAGCGAAAUAAAGAAAACAAAAGGUGAAUAUGAUUCCUGAUGCACAGUUACUUAAAAUUGCCCGAAUAAGAUGUCAUUUAAAUAUUUAUAAAACAACCAUUAUCAAUGUGUUUAUGUCAUCUUGAAAAGGACAUGGCACAGAAAUUAUUGGAAUGCAUGGAAUACGAAAUGUUAAUCAUGAAAUUCAAUGUUUAUAACUUGACACCAUUCCUUGAACAUUCAAUUAUUCAAGUUCAAAUGUCAUGAUGUAUGACGUAAAAGAUAUUACUAAAACAUUUUACUAUUUAAGAUAUUUAAUGCGUGUGCCGUUCUGUCUGUAUCAGUCUGUCUGAAUUGUUUGAAGAGAACGACUUUUUAUACAGAUGACAAUAAAAAAGAAUUAAAUGAGAAACUGAAAGAAAGUUGAACUGUUGAACUUGAAAAUAAAUCUGGACAAGGUUUUAGAGACACAUUCCGUAUAUUCAUUAUUUUUUGAUUAGCAUAUACAUUGCAUCAGGAGGAUCUACUUCUGAUUUUUCUAACACGUUUGAAAUGAUGUCAUGCGUUUGGAUUGGAGGUUAUUGAUUUAUAAUAAGUCUUAAAAUAUAUUUAUUUUAACAACGGAUGGAAACAAUUUUGGAACUAAAUAUUUUGAUGUAAGUGGGAAAUAUCAAAACAACAUAAUUAUUAAAAUGUGCAGUCUAAGUGUUUAAAGUACAAAGUUACGUAUCUGUUUUAUGAUUUCAUAAAUUAUGUAUAUUUGCCAAUAAGGUCUUAAAUCGAAACAUAUUUGCUAUGACGAUAUUUCUUCAAAGUGUACAGAGAACCUUUAUAAGAGUUGCCUUUACACUUUUAAACAAUGUUUCAUUUGUUUAUUAAUACUUUUUACAUGUUAAGAAAUAAAUAACUCGUUCCUGUUAAAAAUAUUACGCUUUUUAAAUUUACAGCCCACAAAAUGAAUCAUGUUCACACUUUGUCAUAGGGCAGACAGGUGCUUGUGUAAAGAAUACAUAUAAUAAAGAUAAAAAUCUACAUUCAGUUUUAAACAAGUUAUCAUGUUUGCCUUUGUGAUGUUAUGGAUGAAAUCAAGUUAGUUCAAUUAAAAUAAUAUUAAAAGAAUAUUUAUAAAAUUUUGAAAUGAAUAUUAUAGCUUUAAAAGCUUUAUAUAACUAUAAGGAAUAAACAUUUAAUAUAUA